AUGUCAGAACGGAAAGCUAUCAACAAGUAUUACCCGCCUAAUUACAACCCAUUGGAGGCCGAAAGGGCGGCGCGGAAGUUUUCCAAAAAAUUAAAAACAAUGAAUAAAGAUGCUGUAACGAUUCGACUGAUGACCCCGUUCAGUAUGCGAUGCGUCAAAUGCAGUGAGUUCAUACCAAAGAGUCGCAAAUUUAAUGGCAAAAAGGAAUCGCUGCCUGAGAAAUAUUUGGACACUGUUAAAGUCUAUCGACUCAGUAUCAAAUGUCCUCGUUGCAACAGUUUGAUUUCGUUCCGUACCGACCCCAAGACUGGUGACUAUGUUAUGGAAGUUGGAGGAGUACGAAAUUUCGUACGUGAACCCACGGCGGACGGUGUUCCUACGGAUGAAACACUGGACGAAACUUUGGAACGACUUGAAAAGGAGCAACAACGACAAAACGAAAUGUUGAAAAACGAACCUGCUGAAGAUCGAUUGCAACAGUUGGAAGCGCGGUUGUCCAAAUUGCAAAAAGAACAGCAAGACUAUGAGGAAUUGGAAAAUUUACGUCGACAAAAUGUCCUGAAAAUGCAACGUGCCGAGAGUGCCGCAAGCGUCGCGACCGACGCGACCGACGCUGCUACCCACGACGAAAUAACGCCCGAAGAGUUUGAAAAGAGACGGUUACAACUUGUGUCUCGCGAGACAGAUCCAGGCGCUUUGAAUAAGCCAUUGCCGACAGUGCACCGGACCAAGCCCAAAAUACGAACAAACAAGCUUGGUGUAGUAGUCAAGAAGCGCUUAUAG
Molecule: messenger RNA, 783 nt
Organism: Lachancea mirantina
Lineage: Eukaryota; Fungi; Ascomycota; Saccharomycetes; Saccharomycetales; Saccharomycetaceae
Source: the annotation of a GenBank genome assembly